Messenger RNA from Gilbertella persicaria, 1038 nucleotides. RefSeq names its product DHHC palmitoyltransferase-domain-containing protein. Gene Ontology annotation, molecular function: protein-cysteine S-palmitoyltransferase activity. The record is from RefSeq and is a predicted model, not a curated record. Gene Ontology annotation, cellular component: endoplasmic reticulum; Golgi apparatus. Gene Ontology annotation, biological process: protein targeting to membrane; peptidyl-L-cysteine S-palmitoylation. Lineage: Eukaryota; Fungi; Mucoromycota; Mucoromycetes; Mucorales; Choanephoraceae. Bases 10 to 996 code for a protein of 328 amino acids. The transcript is spliced from 5 exons.
AUUUCAAGUAUGCUGUGUCCAACGAUCAGUCAAGUUCAGAGCACAAUCAUGCGUAUGGUGAAUGCUUCUCCUAUUGUAUUACUGAUACUGAUAUUAACCUGGAGUUAUUAUGCUUAUAAUGUGAGUUUAUGUUAUGGACUCAUAAAAGACGGACAUACCCUUCAAGGCAUUUUAUACAUGUUAUUCUAUCACCCUUUAUUUGUACUAUGUCUGUGGUCCUACUGGACUGUCUGCGAAACCUCCCCUGGAUAUACGAUGGAUAUGUACAAAAAAAGAGAUGAAGAACAAGAAGAUGUUGUUGGAUUAUUAGCAGAUACAGAAGAACAAUACAAAUUACAACAAACCAAUACAAAUGAACCUAUGUAUCCGUCCAUUACUGUCAAAAGAGACGGUGCAAAGAGGUUCUGUCAAAAAUGUCAACUCGAGAAAUUUGAUCGAACACAUCAUUGUAGACAAUGCAAACGAUGUGUACUUAAAAUGGACCAUCAUUGUCCUUGGAUCAAUAAUUGUGUUGGAUUUCGUAAUUAUAAGGCAUUCUAUUUGUUUCUGUUCUAUGCUUCUUUGUACUGCAUCUAUGUGUUCUCAACUACAUUACCCUAUUGUAUCGUACAAGCCAAUGGACCUAUGAGUAUCUUAGGACUCAGUAUUCAUUGGGCACUAUUGGUGUUUAUCUCGGGUGUCUUUGGUGUAUUUCUGAUCCCAUUUACUCUGUUUCAUACUCGUCAAUUAUGCAAGAAUCGCACUACCAUUGAAUUCUAUGAAAAAUCGAAUUUUAGACUAGGCACAAGAGAUGUGAUGCGAAGUAAAUAUUUUAAUCCUUGGGAUAUAGGCACAAGAAAGAAUAUUGAACAAGUGUUUGGUAAAGACAUGGUUUUAUGGUUUAUUCCUGUGCCUAGUCAAAUACAUCAUGAUGGACUAUCAUUUCCUAUUAAUACAUAUGCUUAUGAUACAUUAGGUGCAGAAGAAGAUGAAGAAGAAGAACAAGAAGAAGAAUAAGCUAUACCCCUCUCAAUGAUCAUAUGACUAUAUAAAUAAAAU